UUUUCUUCGGUGAUGCCCCGUCAAUCCCCAAGAGGCCGUCGGCCGAUUUUUUCUCCCCUUUCUUCCCGAUCCACCCCAUAAUACCGCCGCCGAUCACAAAUCCCUAAAAGAUCGUCCGCAGGAUCUGUUCGGCGCCGUCCAUGGACGACGAGUACGACGUAUCGUCCCGCUCUCCUUCCCCUUCUUCUUCAUCCCCCUUGCCUUUACCGCUCCCCAUCUCUAUCGCACGGCCAUCCUCCACCCCGCCGACAAACUCCCAGCCGUCAAAUCCAGUCACCGUUGCCUCGUCCUCUCCCCAUCAAAUCCUCACCCUCGCCCUCCCCAUCCAGCCCCCGCUGGGGUCUGCUGGCGGCGGCGGCGGCCGCGACGAUUGCUGGAGCGAAGGCGCGACCUCAGUGCUCAUCGAUGCGUGGGGCGAGCGAUACAUCGAACUCAGCCGCGGAAACCUCCGGCAGAAGCAAUGGCAAGAGGUAGCCGAUGUCGUGAGCAGCCGCGACGAUUACUCCAAAACCCCUAAAACCGACGCGCAGUGCAAAAAUCGCAUCGAUACCUUGAAGAAGAAGUACAAGGUGGAGAGAUCGAAGAUAGGGACUUCGUCUUGGCCCUUCUUCCACCGCCUUGAUCUUCUCCUCGGCCCAACACUGAAACCGUCGCCUUCUCCCGCCACCAUCCCCAAAAAGCAAAGGACGAAUUUGUCUGCGAAACGGAAGGUUUCAACUCCGGCGGCCUCGCCUUCGUCUACCUCCGACAGCUUACCCCCUGCGGCAAAUGGAGGGCGGAAAGCGCUGCCCGCGGAGAAGAUGCGGGAGCUCACACGGGCGAUUCUGAGGUUUGCGGAGGUGUACCAGAGGGUGGAGAGCUCGAAGCUGCAACAAUCAAUGGAGAUGGAGCGUCAGCGGAUGGAGUUCUCGAGGGAACUGGAGGAACAGCGCAUGCAUUUCUUUAUGAAGACACAGAUCGAGCUCUCCCAGCUGAAGCGCCACCGUCGCCCUUCCUCUGGAUCUGGCGGCGGUGGCAAUAACCACCGCCGCCGCCAUGGACACCAAACUCCGGCCAACCGUAAUAAUGACGGGAAUCAGAGCUUUGGGGGCGGAUUGAUGUGAAUCUGGGAGUGGAAGGUCUCUUCUUCGAUGAAUGUCUUUUGUUUUAAGCUGGUUGUUGUAAAAUUAUCCCCUUUCUUCUUGAUUUAGCUAAAGCUCAGUGCUUUGUAUGUAUUGUUCUGGUGAAGAUCUGAUCUUCUAUAUUAGUGGAUGAAUCUCUUUAAAUGCUC
Dendrobium catenatum is the source of this 1270-nucleotide messenger RNA. RefSeq names its product trihelix transcription factor ASIL2. NCBI's taxonomy places the organism in Eukaryota, Viridiplantae, Streptophyta, Magnoliopsida, Asparagales, Orchidaceae. Gene Ontology annotation, cellular component: nucleus. The transcript has a single exon. The record is from RefSeq and is a predicted model, not a curated record. Bases 141 to 1103 code for a protein of 320 amino acids. Gene Ontology annotation, molecular function: transcription cis-regulatory region binding.